AUGACUACCUUGGUCCCGCGUCAACCCUAUUCAAAGGACGAGCUUGAGAAGCUGUAUCCAAGAGAGCUCGAGUUGCAGCUUGUACAGAUUCUAUUACGUCAUGGCGAAAGAAGUCCUGUGUCACCUCGCUUUCAAAACACGGGACUCCCAGCAUAUUGGCCAUACUGCAAUUCUGCUCGCCAACUGACAAGCGUAAUACUCAACACCAAGGAUUUCUCGAAAUGGGAUCAACUCAAAUAUCGGAGGCGACUAGAGACUUUUGGCAUGGACGAUGGGCCAGUCAUUGCCUCGGGACCCAAGGGCGAGUUUGAUGCGAUAUGCCAACCAGGCGAACUCACGGACAAAGGCCGAGAGACAACACUAGCUCUGGGCGAAAGACUCCGCCAUCUCUAUAUCGAUCAGCUCAAGUUCAUGCCAGCGCUGAUUUCAGAUAGCGACAUGAUCUACUUACGCGCGACGCCUAUCCCACGUGCUCUGGAGUCCGUUCAGCAGGCGUUCUGGGGCUUUUACCCGCCCUCAGCAAGAACCUCUGAUUUCCCGCCUCCUACCAUCAUCACUAGGACACCUGCGGAUGAGACGCUAUAUCCCAACGACGCAAGCUGUAGGCGUUUUGCUCAGCUCAGCCGUGCAUUUGCACAGCGCGCAGCUGAUAGAUGGAACGAUACGGACGAUAUGCGUUACCUCUCCAAAGUCCUCUCGAAAUGGAUGCCUAAUGAACAAAAUGUCGCUGUUGACUCUCACCCACGGCUCUCGGGUAUCAUGGACACUCUGAAUGCGACUGACGCUCACGGGCCGGAAACCAAGCUCCCCAAGGCAUUCUACGAUCCCAAAGCCCGUUCGAUCAUCGAUAAGAUUGCCGUGGAAGAAUGGUACAAGGGCUACACCGAGUCGUCCGAGUACCGUAUGCUCGGUAUCGGCGGUCUGAUGGGCGACAUCACCUCCCGCAUGGUCGGCAGCGUCGAACGUAACGGAAACUCGGGGAUCGUCGAGGUAGGCGGUGUAGAUGGCCAGCUAGGCAAAGGCCGAGGCGGCGAAACAAACAUCCGCUUUGCCAUGUCCGGCUGUCACGAUACGACCUUGGCCGGAAUGUUGACGUCGCUCGGCGCAUUUGAAGGCGAGAACUGGCCGCCCUUCACAUCCCAUGUCGCCGUCGAGAUGUUCAGAAAGCGAGGUGCCAGCACUGUCACCCCGACGCCUCCCCUGCCCGAACAGAACCCACAGCCCCAAAGCCAAAGCUGGUGGUCCUCCCUCUUUGGGAGCACAAAAAUCGCUUCAGAUGCUAGUCUCGCACCCCAAGGCAUUGCGCGAAAGCCCUUGACCGACCUUACGCAGACCCAGCGCGACCAGUUGAACGACUACUACGUGCGAAUCAGGUACAACGAUAAAAUCAUGCAGAUACCAGGUUGCAAAGCAGCGGGCAAGCAUCUCGAAGGCGACACGACCUUCUGCACGCUCGAAGCUUUCAAGGGCAUCGUGGACAAAUACACGCCCAAGAACUGGAAGGCUGCAUGCACCAGUCGUUUGGAUCAGCCUGCGUUCCCCGAGAAGCUCGAACCAGCUGGGUACGAAUAG
Messenger RNA from Bipolaris oryzae ATCC 44560, 1572 nucleotides. RefSeq lists its product as uncharacterized. Gene Ontology annotation, molecular function: phosphatase activity. Gene Ontology annotation, biological process: dephosphorylation. Lineage: Eukaryota; Fungi; Ascomycota; Dothideomycetes; Pleosporales; Pleosporaceae. The transcript has 6 exons. The record is from RefSeq and is a predicted model, not a curated record. The coding region runs from base 1 to 1572 and encodes 523 amino acids.